Messenger RNA from Bubalus bubalis (water buffalo), 8984 nucleotides. It is a transcript of the gene PARD3, whose product is annotated as par-3 family cell polarity regulator. Lineage: Eukaryota; Metazoa; Chordata; Mammalia; Artiodactyla; Bovidae. The record is from RefSeq and is a predicted model, not a curated record. Gene Ontology annotation, molecular function: phosphatidylinositol binding; protein binding. The coding region runs from base 16 to 3405 and encodes 1129 amino acids. Gene Ontology annotation, cellular component: adherens junction; apical plasma membrane; cell cortex. The transcript is spliced from 23 exons. Gene Ontology annotation, biological process: intracellular protein localization; cell adhesion; establishment or maintenance of epithelial cell apical/basal polarity.
CUAAGAAAUAAAACGAUGCCAAUUGCUGAUGUCGGAGUUGCAUACAACAAAGCGGGUGAGUCGCCCUGGGGUCACAGGAACUUCAAGGAUCCAAACUACUGGAUACAAGUGCAUCGACUGGAACACGGAGAUGGAGGAAUUCUGGAUCUCGACGACAUCCUCUGUGAUGUGGCAGAUGACAAAGACAGACUGGUAGCCGUGUUUGAUGAGCAAGACCCACAUCAUGGAGGUGAUGGCACCAGUGCCAGCUCCACGGGCACCCAGAGCCCAGAGAUAUUCGGCAGUGAGCUGGGCACCAGCAAUGUCUCAGCCUUCCAGCCUUACCAAGCAACAAGUGAGAUCGAGGUCACCCCUUCAGUCCUCCGUGCGAAUAUGCCUCUUCACGUCCGACGAAGCAGUGACCCAGCGUUAAUUGGCCUUUCCACGUCUGUCAGUGAUAAUAACUUCUCCGAAGAGCCUUCAAGGAAAAACCCCACACGCUGGUCGACAACCGCUGGCUUCCUCAAGCAGAACACUGCGGGCAGUCCUGCAGCCUGUGACAGGAAGAAAGAUGAAAACUACAGAAGCCUCCCACGGGACACUAGUAAUUGGUCUAACCAAUUUCAGAGAGACAAUGCUCGCUCAUCUCUGAGUGCCAGUCACCCAAUGGUGGACAAGUGGCUGGAGAAGCAAGAACAGGAUGAGGAUGUCGCAGAGGAAGAUAGCAGUCGCGUGGAACCCGUGGGCCACGCCGACACUGGUGUGGAGAACAUCCCCAACUUCUCUCUGGAUGAUAUGGUAAAGCUCGUACAAGUCCCCAACGAUGGAGGGCCUCUGGGAAUCCAUGUAGUGCCUUUCAGUGCUCGAGGCGGCAGAACCCUGGGGUUAUUAGUAAAACGAUUGGAGAAAGGUGGUAAAGCUGAACAAGAAAACCUUUUUCAUGAGAAUGAUUGCAUUGUCAGGAUUAAUGAUGGCGACCUUCGAAAUAGAAGAUUUGAACAAGCACAACAUAUGUUUCGCCAAGCCAUGCGGACAUCCAUCAUUUGGUUCCAUGUGGUUCCCGCAGCCAAUAAAGAGCAGUAUGAACAACUGUCCCAAAGCGAGAGGAACAAUUACUACUCGAGCCGCUUCAGCCCCGACAGCCAGCAUGUGGAUCACAGGGGCGUGACCAGCGCGGGGCCGCAGGCUCUGCCCAGGGCGUCCCGGCUGAAUCCCCCAUCCGAGCACUCGGACCCUCACCCCCGACUCCUACCUCAGAGCGCGCAGCCCUCGGGAAAGCCGCCUGCCGCUCCAGCCCUGGCAGGACACCAUGUGUUGAGUCCCAGCAGUGGUUACAACACCAAAAAAAUUGGCAAGAAGCUUAACAUCCAGCUCAAGAAAGGUACAGAAGGUUUGGGAUUCAGCAUCACUUCCAGGGAUGUAACAAUAGGUGGCUCAGCACCAAUUUAUGUGAAAAACAUCCUCCCAAGGGGUGCUGCCAUCCAAGAUGGCCGGCUGAAGGCUGGUGAUAGGCUCAUAGAGGUUAAUGGAGUCGAUCUAGCAGGCAAAUCCCAGGAGGAAGUUGUUUCCUUGUUGAGAAGCACCAAGAUGGAAGGGACUGUGAGCCUUCUGGUCUUUCGCCAAGAAGAUGCCUUCCACCCAAGGGAACUGAAUGCAGAGCCAAGCCAGAUGCAGUGUCCAAAAGAAACGAAAGCAGAAGAUGAGGAUACUGUUCUCACGCCUGAUGGCACCCGGGAAUUUCUGACGUUUGAAGUCCCGCUGAAUGAUUCAGGAUCUGCUGGUCUUGGCGUCAGUGUCAAAGGUAACCGGUCGAAAGAGAACCACGCAGAUUUGGGAAUCUUCGUCAAGUCCAUUAUUAAUGGAGGAGCAGCAUCGAAAGAUGGGAGGCUUCGGGUGAAUGAUCAACUGAUAGCAGUGAAUGGAGAAUCCCUGUUGGGCAAGACAAACCAGGAUGCCAUGGAAACCCUCCGGAGGUCCAUGUCCACUGAAGGGAACAAGCGAGGAAUGAUCCAGCUCAUUGUGGCGAGGAGAAUAAGCAAAUGCACUGAGCUGAAGUCACCUGGGAGCCCCUCUGGACCUGAGCUGCCCAUUGAAACAGUGUUGGAUGAUAGAGAACGAAGGAUUUCCCACUCCCUCUACAGCGGGCUCGAGGGUCUUGAUGAAUCACCCACAAGAAAUGCUGCGCUCAGUAGGAUAAUGGGUAAAUACCAGCUGUCCCCCACGGUGAAUAUGCCCCAGGAUGACACUGUCAUUAUUGAGGAUGACAGGUUGCCAGUGCUUCCGCCACAUCUCUCUGACCAGUCAUCUUCCAGCUCCCAUGAUGAUGUAGGAUUUGUGACGACGGACGCAGGCACGUGGGCCAAGGUUGGCAUCAGCGACUCUGCAGACUGCUCUUUGAGUCCCGACGUUGAUCCAGUUCUUGCUUUUCAACGAGAAGGAUUUGGACGUCAGAGUAUGUCAGAAAAACGCACAAAGCAAUUUUCAGAUGCCAGUCAAUUGGAUUUCGUUAAAACGCGAAAAUCAAAAAGCAUGGAUUUAGGUAUAGCUGACGAGACUAAACUCAAUACAGUGGAUGACCAGAAAGCAGGUUCCCCCAGCAGAGAUGUGGGGCCUUCCCUGGGUCUGAAGAAGUCGAGCUCUUUAGAGAGUCUGCAGACAGCAGUUGCCGAGGUGACUUUGAAUGGGGACAUUCCUUUCCAUCGCCCUAGGCCACGGAUAAUCCGAGGAAGGGGAUGCAAUGAGAGCUUCAGAGCUGCCAUUGACAAGUCCUAUGACAAACCUGCAGUGGAUGAUGAUGACGAAGGCAUGGAGACAUUGGAAGAAGACACGGAAGAAAGUUCGAGAUCAGGAAGGGAAUCUGUAUCCACAGCCAGUGACCAGCCUUCCCACUCUCUGGAGAGACAGAUGAAUGGAAACCAAGACAGAGGCGAGAAGCCCGAUCGGAGGAAAGAGAAAAUAGGCAAAGAAAAGAAGAAAGACAGAGACAAGGAGAAGGAGAAGAUGAAAGCCAAGAAGGGGAAGCUGAGGGGCUUGGGAGACAUGUUCAGGUUUGGCAAACAUCGAAAAGAUGACAAGAUUGAGAAAACGGGUAAAAUAAAAAUACAGGACUCCCUUACGUCAGAAGAGGAGAGAGUACGGAUGAAGCAGGAGCAGGAAAGGAUUCAAGCCAAAACUCGAGAAUUUAGGGAGCGACAGGCUCGGGAACGUGACUAUGCUGAAAUCCAAGAUUUUCAUCGGACAUUUGGCUGUGAUGAUGAGCUGAUGUACGGGGGAAUUUCUUCCUAUGAAGGUUCCAUGGCUCUCAGCACCAGACCUCAGAGCCCAAGAGAAGGGCAUAUGAUGGAUGCUUUGUAUGCCCAAGUGAAGAAGCCGCGGAAUUCCAAACCUUUACCUGCAGACAGAGAUAAGCUGUCCAUUGAACAAUGAUAUUGCUAAUCCAAAAAGUUGGGAAUUAUGGUACCUGUGAAGUAUUUCUUCAUCAACCUAUAACUGAAUAUGAAUUUGGCUUGGAAAUAAUGGCUUCACCUCCAUUGCCUUUUUCUGUCAGAAUGAAAGCUGUAAAAAAGUGUUUCUCAGACUAGAGUAGCGUAGAGACUCUUCAAAGAACCAUCUCUUGAUACUGCCGUAUAGAAUUAAAUUGUUUUGAUUAUAAUGUUAUUUAAAUAUGUAUAAAAAUAAAAUAGGGCUGAACUCCUUCUGUUUAUAGCCAUUAUAUAACUAUAAAACCAAACAUCUUUACAAAUUAAAUACAAACAAAACAGCAAAACCAUUACAUGCAAAUUAACAACAUUACUUUAAUGUGGCCAAUAAUGUUUUUUUUCCUCCAAAUCUGAAGUCUCGCACAAAUCACAAGCAUGAACGUGGUGGUAGAUGCUCCGUGGCAGGUUCGUUGCAGUUUGGCUGACUCAGUUCAGCCGUCGCUCUUCUCAGUUAGAUUCUGCGGCUCUUUUGCAUGUCUGUAGCCAGCGAUCUUUGACCUGUGCACCCUAUCGAUGUAUCCUAAGGCAUGAAGUUCAACGUGCUUCUCUAUCAUUAACUCAAGACAUCAGUGAAAGUAGCAUUUCUUGAUGCCUCUGUAUGUAUAAGCUUAAAUUCAGACAGGGAAAUAACAUACAAGAUGACCUAGAAUAUGGUUCCAGUAACUUUCUGAAAAGUUAAAUAAUGGAAACCUAAAACUUGAAACUCCUCAGAGAGAGUUUAUACCCAGUAAGGAAUCUCCCAUCAACUAACUAAAUUUCACCCAAGUUUGCUGUUGGUGUCAGAUGAACUUUACUAUUCAAAUUUUUGGAUGUCAUGGGAGCAUCUCCAGUCCACUGACAGUGUGCAGUGUAGCCUGAAUCUGUUCUGGGAUUUUUAUUGUUCAGUAAGAAAGCCAUAUUCUGAAUUUCACUGUUUAUCAUUUUGAUUGAUCUGAUGGAAAUGUGGAUCUGGUAGCCCCACAUGGAAAUAACCAGGGAUCAUUUAUUAAGUGCUGUGAAUUUGAUGUCAGAAUGGAACACUUUCUCCAUUUCCGCAUAUUAUUUAUAAAAUAUUUGUUUUCUAGAAUAGCUUCGUACUCUGGCAAUAUAUCCAUGCCUGUUUAAUUGACUUGACAUGUGUACUGUUAUCUGACUGUACCCUUUGGUCAUAGUGUCAUUGUUAUUACUUUUUAUUAAUGCUCUUGAUAACAUUCUGUGUUUUCGUAUUGGGUGGAUGCCAGAGAAGCCAGACAUAUAUUCUUCUAUUUUCUGUGAAUAACAAAGCUCAAACUUACAAAAGUUUUGGCAUAUUUAACUUUUAUCCUGCUUGUAACCAGAUUCUAUUGUCAAUGAUUCCUAAUCCUAUGUCUCCUUGGUGGAGUGUAUAUCCUAUUUGAUUGCUGUGUCUUCAGAGUGUGAUGCAGCUGAUCAAAAUCAAAUCAGAACUCUAAUAUCAGUUUGUUUAGUAAGGGCUGUUUACAGUGAAGCUGUGAAAUAAUAUAUAAUUUCCAUAUUGGGUAUGACUUUAUCUGGGCAUUCAUAAAUGCCCAUUGUUUACCUAUGACCGAAUCAUCAUUUUAUUCAAAAUGUCAGCCUGCAGGUGUGUUAUCAUAAACUUUAUUCAAUGUUUCUUGACACGCAGCAAAAACUUUCUUUUUGUAAGUUAUACAAUUUCAAUCUAAAAGUUUUGUGUGCUUUGAAUUCUUAAAAAAAAAAUAUUGAUGGAAUGACAGUCAGUAUGUUUUUUAUUAUUUGAGGGCACCAACAAUUCGUAUUUUUAUAGUAAGAUCCUAGAAUCUGUAGUUAAAAACUCCACAGAAGGAUAGUUCUAACGGACAUUUGCUGACUGUCAUCAUGCAAUCAUUUGCCACCAAGAGAGCACGGUCCUGAAAUAUAAUUGAAAUAAAAUAGUUACUGUGCUGCUAUAAAUCUAAAUAGCAGGAAAAUAGUAGGCUAGACUCCCCCAGCUUGCUGAGGACACCUUAAUGGAAACAUAAAUACCAUAAUCACAAGCUUUUUGCAUGCAUUUUAUGACUAAAGUGAAAAUGCCGAUUUUAAAAGAAAAGACCUCUGUGAACUUGUUUUCUCCCCCAUUAAAAACCGGAAUCUAGUUGUGUCAAAAGGAAGUCUGCCAAACACAGAGAAAACUAAUUUUCUUAGCUAUGGGUCAUUAUUAAACAUGCGCUCUUUUUAAAAGGUUGGGUCAUAUAACAAAGUUGUAUUUGCUAUUCAAAAAGUCAAAGACUGUUUUAUUUACUUACAUUUACAUAGUAUUUUUUUUUUAUCUCUGCUUUUCUUGAGAUGUGAGAAAGAUAUUUCAAAUGGAGUCCAUCUCAUUGUAACGUGUGUUUUGCAAGUUGAUGCCCUUGCUGAUGAAUGAGCUCUACACUGACCCCAUCUCAGUGUCCCUCCUACCCAUCUCUGACCUUGGCCAGCUCCAUCCACCUCCUCCAUCUGCCUGGACCACCUCUCUCUCCCUACUUACUGAGGAUCCACUUUCCUUCUUCUUGGCCAGCCCUGUGAACACUAUUCCAGAUCCCAGUCCUACCCCUGCAAGGAGCCUGCUCCUCGGUCCCCCUUUUUGUCCCUUAGCCUGUGUGUCUCAGCUGCCACUUCCUCAUAGCUGGUGAGCUUGCUGAUGUCUUGAUCAUGUUGCUUAAACAAAAAAAAAAAGUCUUUUUUACCCUCUGGCUAUUCUCUGCCCUAUUUUCCCUCUUCACUUCUAAUCCAAACUUCUUGAAAGAUUAAUCUAGGAUUGAUAGAGACUUCUGUUUCUUCUUUCCUGCAUCUUGUUCUCUCCAUGUGGUAGGGGGAAUAAUGGCCCCUGCAAAGAUGCCCCGCUCUAGUCCCUGCUGCUGCUGCUGCUAAAUCCCUUCAGUCGUGUCUGACUCUGUGGUCCCUGGAACCUGUAAAUAGGCCCCUUCAUGCAGCCAAAAGGACGCUGCAGAUCUGAUUACAUUAUCUUAAAGUGGGGAUGUUUCCCUGGAUUCUCCAGCUGGGCUCAGUGGAUCAUAAGUGAAGAAGGUGAGAGAAUCAAGGUCAGAGAGAGACUUGAAGAUGCAGACUGCUGCCAUAAAAGCAGGAAGGGGCCAUGAGCCCAGGAGGUCAGUGGAUUCUAGAAGCUGCUAAAAGCCAGGAAGCAGGUUCUCCUUGAAAGCCUCCACAGGAACCAUCUCUGUUAACCCGUUGGCUUAAAGUCCAGCAAAACCCAUUUCAGACUUCUGACCUCCAGCACUCAAAUGUGAUAAACUGGAGUUAUCUUAAGGCAGUAGGUUUGUGGGCAUUGGGUUACAGCAGCCAUGGUGUGUUAGUUUCCCAAUCCUGGACUCCUGGUUCAGUGAAUGCUUCUGUUUUUUCCCUCUGGGUCACUCUGGCCUCCCUGAAGCUCUGUUCUUUUAGUUUUUAUGUCCGGUACUGCUAUCUCUUGCUUCCAGUACUGCUAUCUCUUGCUUCCUUUCUGACUCUUUCUUCACUGUCUCUUUAGAGAUUCUCUUCUAUUUGUCUCCUAAUUUGGGAUUGCCUGAGGAAAUAGCUCUGACCACUGAUAAUUCCUAUGUGUUCUUUGGGUUAUAGCUUUAACUGCUCUGAAGCACUGGUGAUGCUUAUUCUGCACUAACUCAGUCCUCCAUAAACCCUAGAUUCUUGGUGCUAACUACCAGCAUGUGCUUUCUGUGUCUCCCAGGGACCUAAACCCCAUCCAAAACCAAGUUCAUGGUUUCUCAGUCCAGACCUCCUCUACUAUCAUCAGCCUAAUCUCAGAGAAUGCUGUCACGACCCUCACAUCGACUCUAGACAGUGUUUUCUUCUGCAACCUCCCGCACCAGACAUCAGUCAGUGACAAAGGCCUAACGAUUUUACAUUCCGAAUAAUUCCAAACUCCUUCUCUCCUGUUCUUACUCACGGAUGCUGGCAGUCAUCUCCUAGCUCUCCUCCCAGCCUCCAGUCUUGUUCUCUUCAAAUUCCCACAAUACCUGGAGUUUUCUAUCUGAAAUUAAAAUCUGACAUUUCAUUCUCUUGCUUAAAUUUGUUCUCCAGCUGCUCAUUGUCUCCAAGAUGCAGUCCAAGCCCUCAGCAUGAUGUCUAUGGGCCCCAGAAUCUCUCGUUUUAGCCUCAUCCUUAAUUAUGUCAUAUUGGCUCACAUCAUACUUUUCCUAAUAGAGGAUCAGCCUCAAAGUAUAAAUCCAACUUCUACUAAUUCAUGGAUGAAUUAAGUGGCUCUUUGGUGUUAUAUGUUCUGCAAAUGUUACAUUUUGGUGAGUAAAAACAAGCCAUCACCAUUCAUUAAGCUAUUCUAAUAUAGUUAGAGAUGCAGCAAUUAAAUUAAAGGCUGAGGUGACAUAAACAACCCAACAAAUGAAAUCUUGAAUGUAAUGAAGCCAUAAAUAAGGUCAUGGCUAAUUUUAAAGACUUCUUGUUUAAUUCUUUUUGUUGAUUAACAUUGCCUGAAACCAUAAUUUGUUUGGAGAACUAAUGUGUAAUGGGGGUUGUUUAUUUAUAUAUUUAUUUUAGCCUUAGAGAAAGUUUAAAUAUUCUGCAGAAAUAUGAGGAUAAAUGGAAACUAUUUUAGACCUUGGUACUUAUUUGGCAAACAGUGCCCCAGCAGAGUGUGUUCGUUUUGUUUUAAUGUCUUCCCUUUUGCAAGGCACUGAACUUUGGGGUCUUUGAUGAUGAGCUGGCCACACUUUUGGAAAUUCCCUUUAGCCUCUUGGUAUUUCAUUUGAUUUUAGCCUUCACACAGAAACUCUAAAAUCAUGCUUUACAUGCAACUCAUCAUGAUAACUCAUCUUUUUAUUUAGACCCAACCACCUGGUUCUUCUGUCCUUUUAGACAGUCCAGACCUGUGGAUUCAAGUACCAAUCUUAUUGGUAUUUAGUGGUCUUAGGUUGGUGGUUCUUUCCUUCUUGCUUCUGCACCAAGAUGGAAUAUCAAUCAGUUCUUAAUAUAAAUUCAUGAGGAUUUAUGUGGAACCCUAUUGUGAGAUGCAUUUUCAACUUCUUGGGAGACUUAUCAAGAUCUGAAUUCAAAAUCCAUUUUUAAAUUAAGUUCUCAGAUAUUCUAGAGCUUUUCCUUGGACACUUCCAGCACUCACUGUGGAUAGCUGUUUGAUUAUUCUCUGUUCGAUGCUUUUUCCUUUCUACUUCCUUUAGUGCCCCAUUGGUUGAUUUUGUGUAACUUAAGUAGUAGUAAUGAUGUUUGUUUUGUUUUUUUUUUUUCCAAUCCUUAGUCCUUAGAUUCUUCCACUAAAACAGAUGUGGAGAUAGGAGUGUGAAAAUUCCAAACCUUCUGUAUUGUCACAGAACAGAAAAUGAUGAGAUAAUUCAUAUAUUCUGUGGCUCUGUAGUAAUUACUUAAUAUACACUUAAAAUUGCAUAAAAGGGAAUCAACAAAUCUUUGUAGAAUGAAUGAAUAUUAUUAUAUACAUUUCUGUAAAACUAAAAAAAUAUUUUAAAAACAAUUUUCUUACUUUAUACCUUUCAUAAUUAGUUCUAGCGAAUAAACUACACAGGGUUAUAUUGCUGAAUCCUUAGGAAUACAGAGUUUUCAAAA